AUGAAACUGGCCGUCUUUAGCGCCAAAUCCUACGACCGCACUUAUCUGGACCAGGUGCGUGAGCGGCACUUUCCUCAACUCUGUACCAUCGAGUACCAUGCCUUCGCCUUAUCUGAGGAGACCGUGCCGCUAGCCCAAGGUUGUGACGCAGUGUGCGUCUUUGUCAACGACACCCUGGACGAACGCGUGCUGAGAUCCCUCCAUGCCUACGGGAUCCGUGCCAUCCUGCUCCGAUGCGCGGGAUUCAACCAUGUGCACCUCGCAACUGCCGAAGAGCUAGGUUUCUUCGUGGCGAAUGUCCCAGCAUAUUCCCCCGAAGCAGUGGCGGAGUUCGCAGUCGCCCUGAUCCAAACCCUAAAUCGUAAGACUCACCGCGCAUACAAUCGUGUACGCGAGGGCAACUUCAACAUCGAAGGCCUCCUCGGGAAUACCCUGCAUGGCAAGACCGUGGGGAUCGUCGGCGUGGGGCGCAUCGGGCUUGCAGCCGCGCGUAUCUUCCGCGGCUUCGGGUGCCGACUGCUCGCACAUGACCCCUUUGCCGGUGAAGAGUUCGACCAGUACGGAACACUAGUUGACCUCGACACCCUACUGAAGGAAAGUCAUAUCGUUUCUUUGCAUUGCCCUCUCACCGAGGGCACAAAGCACCUUAUCAAUGAAGAAACAUUGGCGCGCAUGCGACCGGGUUCCUUAUUGGUCAAUACCUCGCGCGGUGGACUCAUCGAUACCACCGCGGUCAUACAGGCGCUGAAGACGAAACAACUGGGCGGGUUGGCGUUGGAUGUCUACGAAGCUGAAGGUGAGCUUUUCUACAAUGAUCACUCCGGGGAGAUCAUCGAGGACGACCUGUUGAUGCGCUUGAUGACCUUUCACAAUGUCCUGAUCUGUGGUCACCAGGGGUUCUUCACGCGUGAGGCCCUCGAGGAGAUUGCCGAGGUCACACUUGGCAAUUUGUCUGAUUUGGCCUCGGGCCGUUCCUGCAAGAACUCCUUGGUUACGGAGGGACAUGUAUUAGUUCCCCUUGACACAGAACCCGUGAGGCUCUAA
Messenger RNA from Penicillium vulpinum, 1044 nucleotides. Its product is annotated as 2-hydroxyacid dehydrogenase. The transcript has a single exon. The record is from RefSeq and is a predicted model, not a curated record. Gene Ontology annotation, molecular function: D-lactate dehydrogenase (NAD+) activity; NAD binding. NCBI's taxonomy places the organism in Eukaryota, Fungi, Ascomycota, Eurotiomycetes, Eurotiales, Aspergillaceae. The coding region runs from base 1 to 1044 and encodes 347 amino acids.